Triplophysa rosa is the source of this 1245-nucleotide messenger RNA. Its product is annotated as organic solute transporter subunit alpha. The coding region runs from base 1 to 1245 and encodes 414 amino acids. Gene Ontology annotation, biological process: transport. The transcript has 7 exons. Lineage: Eukaryota; Metazoa; Chordata; Actinopteri; Cypriniformes; Nemacheilidae. The record is from RefSeq and is a predicted model, not a curated record. Gene Ontology annotation, molecular function: transporter activity.
AUGGCGCGCAACUGUACUUUCAUGGGGGGUGGGAUCCCACUGUCAUCGGAGUUCUUUAAAGUGAUCAAAAAUGAUCUUUGGCUGUUCCUCCUUCCUGCUGUGUUUGCUGUGUUGCUGCUUGCUCUUUUCUUGGAGGAGAUCGGCUUCUUUGUGCGUCACGUUUCUUCUCCACAGCGCAGACGUCUCAGCCUGUGGAUCCUGGGAAUAUACCCAGUCUUUGGGAUGACAUCUAUCGUUUCGUUGUACGUUCCACGCUCCUCAUCUCUAUGCAAUUUCAUUGCUUCUCUAUAUCACUCCAUUACGUUGUUGAAGUUCAUGGGUCUAAUCCAGGACUUCUUCGGAGGCAAGGCCCGCAUGCUGGCGGUACUAGCAGGGGAGCACGUGUCUCCAAACCCCUUUCCCUGUUGCUGCUGCUGCUGCCUUCCACUCUUCAAUAUCAACAGGACCAGUGUGCGCUGGAUGAUGACUGCGGUACUUCAGCUGUCCGUGGUCAGAACACUCCUGUUUUUCCUUACUCUUGUUCUCUGGACAGAUGAACAGUAUGAUUAUGGGGAUGUGGAUUCAGUCAACCCCAACAUAUAUAUCAAUGCCAUCAUUGCUGUUUCUACAUUUCUAUCUUUCUAUGGCUACCUGCUGUUUUACGAAGCCACCAAAAGGGCGUUGCCUGGAUACAGCAUUCGAGCCAAAUUUAUUUGCAUCAUUGUUAUCCUGGUCCUCUGUGGAUUACAGAGUGGAAUUUUGGAGACUAUGGGUGCACUAAACAUUAUUCCCUGCUCACCUCCAUUCUCUGACCUCUUUCGCUCUCAGUUAAUUUACCACUAUUCCGUUAUCGUGGAGAUGUUCUGCAUCAGCCUCUUUGCACAUCACUCAUUCCGGAAAGUUGAACCGUGUCAUGAGGAGAGUGAUGAAAUAGAAGAUGAUGUCAUUAGAGUUCUCAGUGAGAAAGCGAUUCAGACAGAAGAACAGCUAUCAUGUGCUGUGCAGCUGUCCUGUCAGGAGGAUGAGACGUGCCAUUCUAACAUUGGGUACAACAGUGACAGUGAAGACAGUCUCUGUAAAAUUGAGCAUGCCCCACUCGACUACUUCCCAUUUUCCUUCCCCUUACAACACACACCACAAACUGAAGCCAAUACUGAUAAAGUACAUACUAAACCACCUGAAGACUCCACAAGAAUGGAGUUGCCAACCAUAACUGUGAGGGCUGAGAUUAACCAUCUCGACAAUGUUGAUGUUACUGUUGUAUAG